Messenger RNA from Suillus plorans, 807 nucleotides. RefSeq lists its product as uncharacterized. Bases 1 to 807 code for a protein of 268 amino acids. The transcript has 4 exons. Lineage: Eukaryota; Fungi; Basidiomycota; Agaricomycetes; Boletales; Suillaceae. The record is from RefSeq and is a predicted model, not a curated record.
AUGCCGUGCACAUCACCUCGCAACAAAGCAACUGCAGGCCGUAGCAUACGCUUCAAUCCAUACACACGGCCCUACACUUCAAGCAAUGACAGUAUUGCACCCAUCAUCGCACCUCUGACGAGAACACUUGCUUUGUAUUUCGAUGAGGAGGUCGCGCAGGUCGCGCUAGAUAAUACUCUCGAGUGGAUGGGAUCCGCUAUGUUCGUCAACGAAUCUCAUACACUCGAGGGGACAAGAGGAAGUCUGCAAGAUGUUCCAAUGCCAAACAUUGACCUCACAGAAAAUGAGAAUAGACCCACAUUCUUGGCGGCGAACUUCAUAGCCUCUGAUGUCAGCCACGUCAGUCAUCAUAUGGGGCGCCUGUCUCCAGAUAAAAGAAAACUCGUUCGCAGCCUAGAGAAAGUGGUAAACAAGUGUAUUGAUCGCAAAUGUGAAGGGGACCAUCCUACUACUGACCUUUUACGUGAGAGGAUCUAUGCAGCACUUGAGGGAGCAGUAUUGGGCAUAGAGGUGGACGAGAUUAUGCGCAGGCAUGCCUCAAAGGCCGAGAACUCGGCAAAAGAUGAUGACAGACACAAGCUUGCAACAGAUACAGAUAACAACAGUUUAAUUCCACCUACAGCACAAUGCAUUAUUAACGGCAUGAGACGUGGAUUGUUUUCCCUUGGAACAGUCCUCACCGCACAAUCAGAACCAUGCGGACUAUUUUCAUUUAGAACAGUUCCAGAACCGUUGCAAGUAAUCCAUAGGUCGGGUGCAUUAUUAUGUUCACCUGCUGGAAUGCCAGGGGAGUAUCCAACUGCAUAA